CCCUUUCUCGUUCGCCCGAGGACGAUAAAAAGAAGAACAAAGGGACGAAAACCUAAUUAGGUUUCACAAUGGCGGAGAAGAUAAUGUCCGCGACGGAGCUCGAGGUGAUCCCACCGCCGAAGAAGAUUCGGAAAGUGGAUGGCGAAGACUGCGACAACUUGGAAUCGGAGAUGGAUUCUGGGGCCGAUGAGUUCCUGCCGCCUCCUCUGCCUCCGCCGGCGCCGCCGACGGUUCGGACGGUGGACGACGAAGACAUACCCGAAAGCGAAAUCUCGGAAUACUCAUUCUCUUGCACAACGAAAUACCACAUGUUCGGAAACAGAAUAUUCCGCAACGACCUUUUGCCAGAGGCAGAGGAAGAGUACGAGCCCCAAUUCCAGCGUUUUAGAUACCUUUUUCAUCGGUCUCAGGGUUUCGAGAUUAACUGGGAUGAGUUCGAUUUCAUGUUUAUUUCCCAAUCUGUUUCGUGGUGCACAAGCCGUCUGGUGACCAAGAUGAGCAAUGACGAGCUGAUUGAAUAUUUGACGCGCUAUGCCAUCGACAAGCACAACAAGGAGUCGGAACCGAAAACGAAUCUGGUGUACGUGGGGCCUGUCAUGGCUAAUUUCUUGUGUGCCGCAGGCUACGUGUUCUUCAUAACAUUCCGAGCUAGAGAUCUGCUGUCUCCGGAUCCCGAGCCCAAACUCUAUCAGACAAAGGUGCGCAAGUUUGCAGCUUUGAUCGAUGUUACGAUUUUCAGACCACGGCCAUCGGAUGAAGAUGGUGAUGCAGAGAUGACUUGUGCCAAAGUGGAUCCUCCCGCUCCCGCUCCCGCUCCAUGACAUGACGGGUGGUUGUUAAUUGGCAUAACCUUAUGUGGGAUUAUAAUGUUGGAUAUGAUAUGUUAUAUAUAUAUAUAUUAUGAAAGAUACUUGAGAAUUGUCUGAAAACUGCUCUCCAGACGCCUUACCGCAUCAGUUUCUAUUUAAUCUGGUUUUGGGAUCUGACGUUUUUGCUGUUAGGUGUUUCUCUCGCUUUUGGUUUCAUUGAAUUUCUUCUUCUGUCUGCAUCGAGCUUGUUGUUUGCUUGACAAGUUCAUAUCUUUGCGGAUUGGUUCUUCCUGGGUUUCUGAGUUGUUCAUUUCUCCCUGGGUUUUGUUUAAUUAGUCCACCUACUCCUAAUCUUUAAUUUCUAGGGUUUCAACCUAAAUAAAGUUCUGUCUCCGGUUUACAUU
Messenger RNA from Tarenaya hassleriana, 1213 nucleotides. RefSeq lists its product as uncharacterized. The record is from RefSeq and is a predicted model, not a curated record. The transcript is spliced from 3 exons. NCBI's taxonomy places the organism in Eukaryota, Viridiplantae, Streptophyta, Magnoliopsida, Brassicales, Cleomaceae. The coding region runs from base 69 to 821 and encodes 250 amino acids.